GUUUUUUUUUUUUAAUUUUACCUUUUUCUUUUACAUCUUUUUCACUUUUUUUUAUUAUUAUUAUUAUUUCUUUGGUGGUGAUCUACCAUACCUCCUCUUUUAUCACUUAAAAAGGGAAACUAUCCACCAGUUCUUUUUUUUUUGUGAUCAUUUUACUUUUUAUUAGAAUCAAGGGCAAGACAAUACAAGAUCUAUUUACAAUGAAUCAAUCUAUGGAAGACAUAAUGUUACCACCACCUACUGAAGACGAUGUGGAUACGCGUUUGGAACAAAUUAAUCAACUUAAAUAUUUUUUAGCAACUGCACCAAGUCAUUGGGAUACUCAUCCAGAAGAUCCUCCUCUGCGUAGAUACUCCUUACCUUCGGGAGAGUCCGUGUCUUGUGUCCGAUGGCAUCAAGGUUUUUUUAUUUCUGGUACCGAUAUUGUUCGUUCUUUAAUCUUUCGUUUCCAUGCUUUUGGUCGUCCUGUACAAAAUCUCAAAAAGUUUGAAGAAGGUAUCUUUAGUGACUUGCGAAAUCUCAAACCUGGAACUGAUGCUACUUUGGAAGAACCGAAAUCAAGUUUCUUGGAUCUCUUAUAUAAACACAAUUGUAUACGUACUCAAAAAAAGCAAAAGGUCUUCAACUGGUUCUCAGUACCUCAUGAUCGCCUCUUUUUGGAUGCUUUGGAACGUGAUUUGAAACGAGAAAAAUUAGGAACAGAAGCUACCUCUCUUGCUGUCGCUCAUCCUGCCAUUGCUAUUACUUUGGACACUACUCAAGCUAUGUUUGAUGAAUUCAGGAAAAAUUUACUUAGUGAUUUGGAUUUACAUGCUUGUUUGAAUGGGGAACAUCGUGUACGAAAAACUACUUGUUCAAGAUUAUCAUCUUCACCUCCUUCCGUCAAAAGUCAUCGUCAUACCAACAUGAAUUCUUCUCCUAUCGUCAACAAUACUAGUACUGUCUUUGGUCAUUUUUCUCUUUUUGAAGGUUCUCCAACUUACAAACAACGUCGACGACGUACUACUCAUUCCCCUAGACCAGAUCAUCAACGUCAUCAUCUAUCAACAAAUUCUUCUUCUUCAACUCGACCAACACCAUGGUGGCCUUAUGAUAAUACAACUUCUUCUUGUACAAAUUCCCCCAAAUCAUCAUCCGACUUGUUAGAUGAUCCUGCUCGAUUAUAUACUUGUCCUCUCAGUUCUUGUGGCAAGAUCUUUAAAAGAUUGGAACACUUGAAACGACAUUUACGAACUCAUACUAUGGAACGACCUUACCUAUGUGGACUUUGUGGUAAAAGAUUCUCUCGUAGUGACAAUUUGGCUCAACACAAAAAGACCCAUCAACGCAGAUUACGAUCUACUAAUGACAAUCAUAGUGACAGCAGUGACCAUAGUAGUAAUCAUACUCCUCUUUUACAUCAUCAAGGUUUACCUCAACAACAACAACAACAACAACAAUCGUCUCAAUAUUCUUAUUCAACCAAUCACGAAAAGGAGGAUGAUGCCACUUCUCGUCAACAAAAUUAUCAAUGUACAACUACGAACAUGCCUUCACCUGCACCAUCUGUUUAUGAUCAUCAUCAACAAUCUAGCGUUUGGAUGCCAUCUAUUCCACCUAUCACUGUGACUUUCAAGGAUGAAAACCAUGAUGAUGAUUUCCGUGAAUAUUUUCCUUCCUUGUCCGCCUCGACCAGUUCAUCUUCCAUUUCAUCUUGUCAAUCAUCACCCACUGUUGUCUCAUCUACAGCACAACUUAUGAUCAAGACAGAAUCAUUCCAACAUGAUCAUCAUCAACAACAACAACAAGUGACACCUACAACUCCUACCAACACUAUGGAAGAAUUGUUAUCAUCAUCUCAUCAACAACAACAAAAUAGGGAUUGGCAAUUCAAUUUGGAUUGGGAUCAUGGUUCUGCGGCAUCAUUGUCAUGUUUAUCAUCACCACAAUCUUCUUCAUUAUUUAUGGAUCCAACCACUUCACCUAUUAUGGGAUACCCUCAACAACAACAACAACAACAGUGUUACUAUACAGGAAACAACUCAAGUAUGGAUCAUUAUCACACAUCCUCCUCCUCCUAUUCAGAUGAAGAAAGUCCAAUGUUGAAACCUAUUGAUACCAAUGCUUUUUAUUAUCCUUCUUCAGCCUUUCAAGAUACAACCAUGCGACCUUUGGAUUCUUUGAUGCAUUUUUGAACAUAUAUAUCACAUAUCAUAUCCCUCCUAUUCGUUAUAGUUAUCCAUUUAGUAUAAAUAUACCUUUCAUUAUCAUUUUAUCUCAUAUUUUUAUCAUCAUACAUAUUAUUAUUAUUCAAAUAGUUUGAUUUCUUUGUGUUUAUUGGUUUUUUUUUUAUAUAUUUCAUUUGUUAUUAUCAUCAUUCAUUUCUCAUCAUUGUUAUUCAACAACGACAUAUAUAUAUAUAUAUUAAAAAAAAUAUACAUGAAGGUUCUUUUCUUGGAUAUUUUUUGUCUCAAU
This is a messenger RNA of Halteromyces radiatus, 2454 nucleotides long. Its product is annotated as STE like transcription factor-domain-containing protein. Gene Ontology annotation, cellular component: Ste12p-Dig1p-Dig2p complex; Tec1p-Ste12p-Dig1p complex; nucleus. Gene Ontology annotation, biological process: sexual reproduction; regulation of DNA-templated transcription. The record is from RefSeq and is a predicted model, not a curated record. Lineage: Eukaryota; Fungi; Mucoromycota; Mucoromycetes; Mucorales; Cunninghamellaceae. The transcript is spliced from 2 exons. Bases 201 to 2174 code for a protein of 657 amino acids. Gene Ontology annotation, molecular function: DNA-binding transcription factor activity.